Molecule: messenger RNA, 3958 nt
Organism: Myotis brandtii (Brandt's bat)
Lineage: Eukaryota; Metazoa; Chordata; Mammalia; Chiroptera; Vespertilionidae
Gene: SMARCA2
Product: SWI/SNF related, matrix associated, actin dependent regulator of chromatin, subfamily a, member 2
Exons: 25
Coding region: 98-3049 (983 amino acids)
Biological process (GO): chromatin remodeling; positive regulation of transcription by RNA polymerase II
Cellular component (GO): RSC-type complex; nucleus
Molecular function (GO): DNA binding; histone binding; ATP-dependent chromatin remodeler activity
Source: RefSeq, a predicted model, not a curated record
GAAGAGGAGGAGGAGGAAGAAGAAGGCCGAGGAGAAUGCAGAGGGAGGAGAGUCUGCCCUGGGACCAGAUGGAGAGCCGAUAGAUGAGAGCAGUCAGAUGAGUGACCUUCCUGUCAAAGUAACUCACACAGAAACCGGCAAGGUCCUGUUUGGACCGGAAGCACCCAAAGCAAGUCAGCUGGACGCCUGGUUGGAAAUGAAUCCUGGUUAUGAAGUCGCCCCCAGGUCCGACAGCGAAGAAAGUGAUUCUGAUUAUGAGGAGGAGGAUGAGGAAGAAGAGUCCAGUCGGCAGGAAAACGAAGAGAAAAUAAUUCUGGAUCCAAACAGUGAAGAAGUUUCCGAGAAGGACGCGAAGCAGAUCAUUGAGACAGCCAAGCAAGACGUGGAUGACGAGUACAGCAUGCAGUGCAGUGCCAGGGGCUCCCAGUCCUACUACACAGUGGCCCACGCCAUCUCCGAGAGGGUGGAGAAGCAGUCUGCCCUCCUCAUCAACGGGACCCUGAAGCACUACCAGCUCCAGGGCCUGGAAUGGAUGGUCUCCCUGUAUAAUAACAAUUUGAACGGAAUCUUAGCUGACGAAAUGGGGCUGGGAAAGACCAUACAGACCAUUGCACUCAUCACUUACCUGAUGGAGCACAAAAGACUCAAUGGCCCCUAUCUCAUCAUCGUGCCCCUUUCGACUCUGUCUAACUGGACAUAUGAAUUUGACAAAUGGGCUCCUUCUGUGGUGAAAAUUUCUUACAAGGGCACCCCUGCCAUGCGUCGCUCCCUUGUCCCCCAGCUACGGAGUGGCAAAUUCAACGUCCUCUUGACAACUUACGAGUACAUUAUAAAAGACAAGCACAUUCUUGCAAAGAUCCGGUGGAAGUACAUGAUUGUGGACGAGGGCCACCGGAUGAAGAACCACCACUGCAAGCUGACUCAGGUCCUGAACACGCACUACGUGGCCCCCAGGAGGAUCCUGCUGACCGGGACCCCCCUGCAGAACAAGCUCCCGGAGCUCUGGGCACUCCUCAACUUCCUCCUCCCCACCAUUUUCAAGAGCUGCAGCACCUUCGAACAGUGGUUCAAUGCUCCAUUUGCCAUGACUGGAGAAAGGGUGGACUUGAAUGAAGAAGAAACUAUAUUGAUCAUCCGGCGUCUACAUAAGGUCUUGCGACCAUUUUUACUGAGGAGACUGAAGAAGGAAGUGGAAUCCCAGCUUCCAGAAAAGGUUGAAUAUGUGAUCAAGUGUGACAUGUCAGCUCUGCAGAAGAUCCUGUAUCGCCACAUGCAAGCCAAAGGGAUCCUCCUCACAGAUGGUUCUGAGAAAGAUAAGAAGGGGAAAGGGGGUGCUAAGACACUCAUGAACACUAUCAUGCAGCUGCGAAAAAUCUGCAAUCACCCGUAUAUGUUUCAGCACAUUGAGGAAUCCUUUGCUGAACACCUGGGCUACUCAAAUGGGGUCAUCAAUGGGGCUGAGCUGUAUCGGGCCUCAGGAAAGUUUGAGCUACUUGAUCGUAUUCUGCCAAAAUUGAGAGCAACUAACCACCGCGUGCUGCUUUUCUGCCAGAUGACGUCUCUCAUGACCAUCAUGGAGGAUUACUUUGCUUUUCGGAACUUCCUUUACCUGCGCCUUGACGGCACCACCAAGUCUGAAGAUCGUGCUGCUUUGCUGAAGAAAUUCAACGAACCUGGGUCCCAGUAUUUCAUUUUCUUGCUGAGCACAAGAGCGGGAGGCCUGGGCUUAAACCUCCAGGCCGCCGACACCGUGGUCAUCUUUGACAGCGACUGGAAUCCUCAUCAGGACCUGCAAGCCCAGGACCGAGCCCACCGCAUCGGCCAGCAGAACGAGGUGCGGGUGCUGAGACUCUGCACCGUGAACAGCGUGGAGGAAAAGAUCCUGGCUGCCGCCAAGUACAAGCUCAACGUGGAUCAGAAGGUGAUCCAGGCGGGCAUGUUCGACCAGAAGUCUUCAAGCCACGAGCGCAGGGCGUUCCUGCAGGCCAUCUUGGAGCAUGAGGAGGAGAAUGAGGAAGAAGAUGAAGUACCGGACGAUGAGACUCUGAACCAAAUGAUCGCUCGACGAGAAGAAGAAUUUGAUCUUUUUAUGCGCAUGGACAUGGACCGGCGGAGGGAGGACGCCCGGAACCCGAAGCGCAAGCCGCGCCUCAUGGAGGAAGAUGAGCUGCCCUCCUGGAUUAUUAAAGACGACGCCGAGGUGGAGAGGCUGACGUGUGAGGAAGAGGAGGAGAAGAUAUUUGGCAGGGGGUCUCGCCAGCGCCGGGACGUGGACUACAGCGACGCCCUGACCGAGAAGCAGUGGCUGCGGGCCAUUGAAGACGGCAAUUUGGAAGAAAUGGAAGAGGAAGUACGGCUUAAGAAACGAAAAAGACGAAGAAAUGUGGAUAAAGAUCCCGCAAAAGAAGAUGUGGAAAAAGCUAAGAAGAGACGAGGUCGCCCUCCCGCAGAGAAAUUGUCACCAAACCCCCCCAAACUGACAAAGCAGAUGAAUGCCAUCAUCGAUACUGUGAUCAACUACAAAGACAGUUCAGGGCGACAGCUCAGUGAAGUCUUCAUUCAGUUACCUUCAAGGAAAGAAUUACCAGAAUACUAUGAAUUAAUUAGGAAGCCGGUGGAUUUCAAAAAAAUCAAGGAAAGGAUUCGUAAUCAUAAGUACCGGAGCCUGGGCGACCUGGAGAAAGAUGUCAUGCUCCUCUGCCACAACGCUCAGACCUUCAACCUGGAGGGGUCCCAGAUCUACGAAGACUCCAUCGUCUUACAGUCGGUGUUUAAGAGCGCUCGGCAGAAAAUUGCCAAAGAGGAGGAGAGCGAGGACGAAAGCAAUGAAGAGGAGGAGGAAGAAGAUGAAGAGGAGUCGGAGUCGGAAGCAAAGUCUGUUAAGGUGAAAAUCAAGCUCAAUAAAAAAGAGGAGAAAGGUCGGGACAAGGGAAAAGGCAAGAAAAGACCAAAUCGAGGGAAAGCCAAACCUGUGGUGAGCGACUUCGACAGCGACGAAGAGCAGGAUGAGAACGAACAGUCAGAAGCAAGCGGGACUGAUGACGAGUGAUGGAUACGGACCUUGUUCCAACUGAAUUCCUUCCUCCCCUCUCUCACUUCUACCCAGUGAGUUCAUUUGUGGUAUGGGCACUGGGCUGUUUCUAUAUCAUCAUCAUCACCUAUACACUAGCUUUAGGAUAGUGCCAGACAAACAUAUGCUAUCAUGGUGUAAAAAAACACGCACACAAAUAUUUGUAACAUAUUGUGACCAAACGGGCCUCAAAGAUUCAAAGAUUAAAACAAACAAAGUAAAGCUUUUGAUGGAAAAUAUGUGGGUGGACAGUAUAUUUCUAUGGGUGGGUGUAAUUUGGUAAUGGUUUGGUUGGGCCUGGUUUUAUCACCUGCUCCGAUGAGAAGAUUUUUGUCUUUUUGUAGCACUGAUAACCAGGAGAAGCCAUUCAAAGUCACUGGUUAUUUUAUUUUUCAUCAGGCAAUUUUCAAGAUUUUUAUUUGUUUGGUAUUGUGUUUUUUUUUUUUACACUGUGGUACAUAUAAGCAACUUUAAUAGGUGAUUAAUGUACAGUAGUUAGACUUCACCUGCAUAGACAUUUUUCCAUUUUAUGCUAUAUGACCUGAAAAUAAAACUGCUUUUUGAAUUGUAUAAGAUUUAUGUCUACUGUAAACAUUGCUUCUUUUUUUUUUUUUUUGCUCUUGAUUUAAAAACAGGUUCUGUUGAAAAUGCUAUUGAAUAUUGCAAUCUAUAUAGUGCAUUGGAUGGCUUUUUUUUUUUUUGUCACCCUGAUCUCCUAUGUUACCAAUGUGUAUCGUCUCCUUUCUCCCUAAAGUGUACUUAAUCUUUGCUUUCUUUGCACAAUGUCUUUGGUUGCAAGUCAUAAGCCUGAGGCAAAUAAAAUUCCAGUAAUUUCCAAGAAUGUGGUGGUGGUGCUUUCCUAAUAAAGAGACAGUUUAGCUCAACAAA